UUCAGGUCGCACCCGAUCCGGUCCGUUUGUAUUGCGAUUCUCUGCGUCCGAUGCCAACGCGCCUCACACACUGAACACACACACAUAGUGCUGGGUGGUGGUGGUGGUGGUGGUGGCUGGGGCAUCAUCAGCGAGUCGUAGACAUUGAUCAAACCGGGGGUGAAGUGAUCCGCAUUACCCUGCAUUCAAGUAAACCGCACCGAAAAGCAGCAUUUAAACAGCAACAGAAGCAACCUAUCUAAACCUCCAGCACAACUAAUCUCCGUGCGCCGCGCGCGUGGAACGCGUUUGUCCAAGGUUGUCUCCCUCCCAAGCCCCCGCCGAACAAACGCAACAACAAAAAAAAAAAACGCCAUUUUUCGACAGAGUUUAGCCCACGAUGGUGGUUUUCUCCAUCGGUCGUCGUCACACAAGACGGGAGCGACUACGAAACAUAGAAACGCUUUGAAAGUUGACUCACUGCGCACUGCACUGUGGACGACCCUGGUCGAUGGGUGUAGAAUGAAUCGCCUGCAAGAAAGGCUCAUCGCGCGCUCUGUCCCCGCUCGUUGUUUGUGCAUUAAUUUAUGCACUCAAUAACAAAAUCACACACACACACAAACACACGCAUCAUAUCCUCCAGAACCGAAGCACCGAAGCGCGGCCAUUGGCCGAAGGUUGAUCGUUUGGUGGGGUUGUGGAAUCGAUAUCGAAGCCGUUAGACGGACCACCGUCCGUGACCAUCGGCAGUAGCGAAUCGUAUGCAUGCUGCUCCAUGCACGGGCUUGUCAUUGGCACACCACACGAUGUGCGAUGUUCUUCGGAAGCAGUACGGGACGGUUGAAGAGGUCACAACUGGUUGCAAUGACUAACGCAAUGCUGCUGGAAGCGGUUUCCCUUCCAUCACACGAAACCGAUCGCACCGAAGCAGAAGGAUCACUCCCGAAACGUUAAUUGCAUUCAGCAGGAAGCGCGCAACACUCGGCGCACGGUAUGCGCUGUAGAGAUCAAACUUGAAAAGUGGACCGAUCAUCAGUAUCCGAGCACCGGUUUUUGUUUGUUUCGUCUCGUCGAGCCUAAGAGCUGUUGGUUUUAAGAGCAACGCGAAGAUACGCAGACACAUAAACACAUGCGCCACGAAUAAGGAACUGGUGCGAAACGCAAGCAACUGCGCGGCAAUAUGGAUACCAACGAAACGAUGUCGGUGGACAUCCUUGCGGAGGAAAACUUUACCACGACCGGCGACGAGUGUACCAACCAGUUGCCCACCGUGCAGGAAUAUCUUGAUGGCUUAACACUCCCAAUUGCCAUCAUAAUUGCCGCCACCGUGCUGCUGAGCAUUGGCACGUUUAGCAUCUUCUUCAAGAACGCCUAUCACAUCCUGCACCGGACGCCGAAACAGUUCAAAACCAAAUCCAUACUGCUGCUGACCAUCUAUCCGCUCAUCACUCUGUUCGGUGUGGUGUCUGUCGCCGUGCCGCGUGCCUUCUUCCUGUGCGAUACCGUGAUGCAUGUGUACUUCAUGAUCUGUGCUUACGUUUUCUUCAGCCUGUGCAUGCAGUAUGUGGACGGGGAAGAUGCACUUAUUAAAUCGACCGAUUCGCAAACCUUCUCCCUGCGCACCCCACCGCUGUGCUGCUUCGUGCCGCUAUUCAAACGAGCUCCCGUGACAAAAAAUCGGUUACGGUUCGUGCGUAUGCUUAUAAUGCAGCUGCCGGUCGUACAGACUGCUCUCUUUCUGGCCCUGAACGUAGUGUUUGUGGAGGAUUAUCCCAACUUUAAUCGCAUCAUCCUAUACUUUGUGCCAAUGAUCGUCAUCUCUAUUCUGCUCGGUGUGUGGGGAUUGAACAUUCUCGUGCGAAUGCUCGCUCCACUCUACUCCGACUUGAAGCUGAUGGGCAAAUAUUUCGUAUUGCAGGCGGUGCUUAUACUUUGCCGGAUACAGCCCCUCAUUAUAGCGGCCAUCGUUAGCAGCGGCAUUUCCGACUGUGCCUUUCCCAACACACUGCAGGUGCAGAAAAAUGCCAUUUUCCAACUUUGCCUGUGCUUUGAAAUGAUGGUACUAUCAUGCUGGGCCUCCCUGCUGUACAAAUCGCCCUCCAUCAUUGGACCAGGCUAGGCGUGAACGACAAACACCACAAAAAAUCCAGCAUCUCCUACACUUCAACACGAAUAGCACAGCUAGGCAAAGCUGAUCGUAAAUUUAUCUGUGUUUCAGUGUUUUAAAUGUGAUACCAUAAACCACCGUUAAUCACUGCCAGCCGGGGAAAGGCUUGGCAAGAUGUACUCGGGAGCAAGUUGGGCAAAAUCUCUGCCCGCAUUUCUCGCUACAUCUUCCCAAGCCGCACACGCUGCUGGUCAGGAUGAACUGGUGGUGUAUACUUCGAUGGAAAUCUUUAACAAAUACAAUUAAAUCGAACGAAUAGCAUUUCAA
Anopheles merus is the source of this 2413-nucleotide messenger RNA. RefSeq names its product organic solute transporter alpha-like protein. Gene Ontology annotation, molecular function: transporter activity. NCBI's taxonomy places the organism in Eukaryota, Metazoa, Arthropoda, Insecta, Diptera, Culicidae. Bases 1160 to 2098 code for a protein of 312 amino acids. The transcript is spliced from 11 exons. The record is from RefSeq and is a predicted model, not a curated record. Gene Ontology annotation, biological process: transport.